Lacerta agilis (Sand lizard) is the source of this 627-nucleotide messenger RNA. It is a transcript of the gene C16H12orf57, whose product is annotated as chromosome 16 C12orf57 homolog. The record is from RefSeq and is a predicted model, not a curated record. Gene Ontology annotation, biological process: post-embryonic development. Lineage: Eukaryota; Metazoa; Chordata; Lepidosauria; Squamata; Lacertidae. Bases 29 to 430 code for a protein of 133 amino acids. The transcript is spliced from 3 exons.
GCCGGCGCCUCUCCUCCCUCCGUUCCACAUGUCGAGCCUGCAGCGCCCCGUGGCCUCUUCGGCCCAGGCCCAGCCCGUCUCCCUAACAGCUGAGCAAGCCAAAGUGGUUCUGGCUGAAGUGAUCAAGGCGUUUGGUUCGCCGGAAAACGCCCAGCGCAUGGAGGAGGCGAGAGACAACGCCUGCAAUGACAUGGGGAAGAUGCUUCAGUUCCUGCUACCUGUGGCUACCCAGAUACAGCAGGAUGUGAUCAAAGCCUAUGGGUUCAGCAAUGAUGGGGAAGGAGUCCUAAAGUUUGCCCGAUUGAUAAAAUCUUACGAGUCUCAGGAUCCCGAGAUUGCAAGCAUGUCUGGGAAGCUAAAAUCCAUGUUCCUGCCUGCAAUGACACUGCCUCCCCAUGGGACUGGGGCAGGGGGUGUUGCAGCAUCAUGAAGCUGGCAACCUCUGCUGCCUUCUUGCCUGUCUAAAUUAUGCUACUGCCUUUGCGGCAGUGUUAACUUGAUUCUUGGACACCGUCUUCUUUCUGUUGUCAUGAGAGGUGUUUUCGACUUCUGUGAGCAGUCCUUGUUUUGCAUCAUAUAUUGUGUAUUUUUUGUGCUCGUGAAUAAACUUUGCUUGUUUGUAAAUUA